CAAUGACAGAGAUUUGAAAUCUGUAGAAAUUAUCCUUAGCUGUAAUGAUAAGACUCUAUAAUUUUAAUAUGACCGAAAAAUCUCGCGCGAAACCGGGCAAAACUCGAACCUUCUCCCGCGCGCCGUCUCUAUACUCCCUCCCCAUCUGAAAACCACUGGUCUCUUCCACCCCAACCUCCCUCCUCCUCGCCGAUCCCGCGAAGCCGAGCCCUAACCGAGGCGGCGCCAUGGACACGGAGCCCUUCGACGAGGCCGAGCUCCUCGUCCUCCCCGCGUCCUCCGCCGCCUCCCCUCCUCGCCGCUUCAAGCGCCUCAAGAAAUUCUCCUCCCAAACCACCACCACCACAACCACAACCGCUGUCACCACCACCGCAACCCCUCCCGCCGGCUCCCCACCUACACCUCCAUCGCCGCCGCCGCCGGCGGCAUCACCGGGCGAGAAAACCCUAGCUCCGCGCCCGUCACCUCCCACCAACCCCUACCCGCCGGCGGCGGCGGCGGCUGCGGCGUCAGAUGCGGGUGCUCUAUCCCCGCUACCCCAUUCCUCUCCCAACCCCGAUUCCUCGCCGCUGCCGCAGACGGACACGCCGGAUGAGGAGGAGGAUGACUGGCUCGACCCGCUGUUCUCCGAAACCGGCGCCCCCACGGGGUGGGAUCCGCUGGGCGCGCCGGUGGAAGGGGAUGGUGGGGACGAGGAGGAGAUGCUUGGGGGUGGGCUCAUCGAGGAGUUGCGGAGGGAGACGUCGGCGAAGAAGCGGCUCGACAUGGACGGAGGCGAUGGGGAAAUGGCCGCAGGGAUGGAGGCGAAGGGAAAGAGGAGGAAGAGGAAGAAGGAUGCGCCCAAUGAGUCAGCCCGAGGGGAAAAACUGUCUGGGAAGGAGAGAAGGGUGCAGCUUGAUUCGAUCCACGCCGAGUCGCAGAGGUUGCUGCGAGAAACAAGGAGCGCAUCGUUUAAGCCGAUCAUGCAGCCAGUUUACAAGCCCAUCUCAUCUGUCCUGGAGAAGAUCCGCCUUCGUAAGCUGGAGAUUCUAAAGAAGCCAAAUACUCCUAUUGAAGAUAAUGAUGCCUCGUCGGAGCCUGUGAGUGAUUCUGCUGAGCAUUUGGAUGUGCCUCAGGUUAAGGAAGUGUCCACAGAUAACAAGGAUUUGAGAAUUGAUGACGCUGACAAGGAGUUUGGAGCAAAUGGCCAUGGCCUGGAUUGUUCUAACAGUGUUCCAGAGGAUGAGGAUGCUUUGGAUUGCAAGAAGGAUCUCCAUAAUUGUGGUACAGAAGCUUCAGAUGAGGAAAUUUCUGAUAGAUCGCAAGAGAAUCAUGAGGAGAAUGCCCAGUCAAGUGACAACCAUAACAACUCAGUAGAUCAAACUCAACUGCCCCCCUCUUCAAGCCCUACCAAGAGUACAGAUGACACUUCAUCAGAAGAUGAAGAAGAAGAUAAUGAUAAAGAGAACACUGGUCCAAGCACUCAGAAAAAUGAUGUGAAUAUUCAUGAACACCUCCAAAGAGCUAUUGGAGGAGGUUUGUGUCCAGAUGAUGUAAUUCUGAAGGAUUUUCUAGAUGAUGAAGCGGAGGAGGAGGAUGAUAGUGACAAUGACAUGAUGAGGUUUAAAGAUAAUGAAGAAGAUGAUGGAAGCGAUGAAAAUGAGGUGUUUAAUGAUCUGAUAGCUGCUGGUUACGAAGAAAAAGAUGCAGAUCACGAGAAGCGUAAUGAACUCCACCAGAAGUGGCUUCAUCAACAAGAUGCUGAUGAAACAAAUAAUGUCUUGCAAAGGUUGAAGUUUGGUCAUCAGGAGCAGAAAAAAUUAAUAGAUGAAGAUGAAGAUAUAGAAGACGGUGAGGAUGAAUCAGAAAAUGAAAUGCCAUAUGAUUUAACUCCAACAAAUGUUGUGCGACAGAAUUCUGAAAAGGCAAAACAAAUGAUUGCAAAGAUGUUCACAGACGAUAAUGAUACUUAUGAGCACUCUGAUGAUGAGGAAAUAGAGGAGCAUUUAGCUCGUCAACGUAUUUCAAAGCGAGAAGUUCAUAAUAAUUCAUUCAUCUCUCCGUUGGAAGAUGACAGCUCAAGGGAAGUAUUUAGUCUAAUAAAGAAGCUCAAUAUCGCUCCUCAGCCCAAAAGGAGAAGCAAGCAAUCGACAUCAAAUCAUGAAAUGCCUAUGGCUGGAAGGAACAACAACACUUCUUCAAAGUCAUCUUUUAUUGGCCGAACAGCCAGUGGUUCAUCGACAUCUUCUCACAGAUCAAUUUAUAGAACCUAUGUAUUUGGUCGUGAUGACAGCAAUAGCAGCAGUAGGAGCUGCAUGUCUACUUUGGAGAGUAAUUCAGAAAUGGAUCAGACCAAUUCCAGCCAACCCAAGAAAGCCAAGUUCAGUAGUUCACAGCCAAAACCAAUGGGGUCAAGGACAAAUUCAGAGAGUGAUACGAGUUCGGGUGUUUCCCUAUUUGAGAUCCUGCGUAGGUCUUCUUCAGUUACUUCUGAUAAACAAGGUAACAGCCGUCAGGAGAGCUGUGCUACGAUCACGGAAAGUCAAGCUGUGCAUCAGUUCUCAGCAUUCAAAUUACCAAGGAGGUUUUCCAGGGUGGGAGCAAGAAAUUGACGGUCUCCUUCCCCAGCUAAUCCUUGCUACCAUUCUCGUGUCUCGUCAUAGUAUGUUUCUUCUUGUGGGGUUUUAACUCUUAAUGUUAUGUUUUAUCCAUAUGCUUUGGAGAAUGUAUAUUGGAUUUUCUGUAAGGCCUUGAGCCGAAUAUAAUGUUCUCUUUCAUGUUCUCAA
This is a messenger RNA of Phragmites australis (common reed), 2765 nucleotides long. RefSeq lists its product as uncharacterized. The transcript is spliced from 12 exons. The coding region runs from base 228 to 2591 and encodes 787 amino acids. The record is from RefSeq and is a predicted model, not a curated record. Lineage: Eukaryota; Viridiplantae; Streptophyta; Magnoliopsida; Poales; Poaceae.